Messenger RNA from Anoplophora glabripennis (Asian longhorned beetle), 832 nucleotides. Its product is annotated as 26S proteasome non-ATPase regulatory subunit 9. The record is from RefSeq and is a predicted model, not a curated record. The transcript has 2 exons. NCBI's taxonomy places the organism in Eukaryota, Metazoa, Arthropoda, Insecta, Coleoptera, Cerambycidae. Gene Ontology annotation, biological process: proteasome regulatory particle assembly. Bases 167 to 766 code for a protein of 199 amino acids. Gene Ontology annotation, molecular function: protein binding. Gene Ontology annotation, cellular component: cytoplasm; nucleus.
GUUAUUUAUUUAUACCCUUGCAUUUUAUGUGGUUCACUGGUUGAUCUAUCUAUUUACUUUAUUCGAGUUGCUUACCUCUAAUUCAAUUUGAUAUCUUUAACACUCUAAAAAUUGUAAGAACAUAUUAAAUUAAUCUCGUCUAUUAGAAUCUCCUAUAGUGGUCAAAAUGAGCCAAGAAGAUAUUAGAAAACAUGUUUUAGAAUUAAUGAACCAAAAGGAUAAGAUAGAAGACGAAAUAAAGCAAUUAACAUCCAUUUUAACUCAAAAUGGGGUGGGAAUGAAUGACCCUUUAGUGGACCCCGAGGGAUACCCCAUAAAUUCGAUAGACGUAUAUCAAGUACGGAAUGCCCGUCACAGAAUAAUAUGUUUACAAAAUGAUCACAAGAACAUCAUGAAACAAAUCGAGAACGGUUUGCAAGGAUAUUACUCUACUUCAAGCACCAGCAACAUGCAAGUUACCCCGAUGGAUACUGAUCGACCAGAGAUUGUGGUUCAUAAAACGCCUUUUGCUAGAGUUACUUUAGUUACUCCAGGAUCUCCAGCCGCUUAUGCAGGAAUUGGUACCGACGACGAGGUUGUUGAAUUUGGAUCAGUGAACUCGACCAAUUUCAAAAACAUUACAGAUAUUGCAACUGUUGUUCAACACUCGGAAGGUUCACAAAUAAACAUUAAAUUGAAAAGGGGUGAGCGGUACCUCACCGUUCAGUUAACGCCUAAGAAAUGGGCUGGUAAAGGAUUGUUAGGAUGUACUAUUGUAGGAUUAUAAUUUUUUUUAAUUUAAUAUUUAUAAAAGUUGUUUUUUUAAUUUUUGUAUAAUGUAACACUGUAAUAA